This is a messenger RNA of Oreochromis niloticus (Nile tilapia), 5017 nucleotides long. RefSeq lists its product as uncharacterized. Gene Ontology annotation, molecular function: lipid binding. NCBI's taxonomy places the organism in Eukaryota, Metazoa, Chordata, Actinopteri, Cichliformes, Cichlidae. Gene Ontology annotation, cellular component: extracellular region; membrane. Bases 78 to 1781 code for a protein of 567 amino acids. The record is from RefSeq and is a predicted model, not a curated record. Gene Ontology annotation, biological process: lipid transport; lipoprotein metabolic process. The transcript is spliced from 5 exons.
UUAUAAAUGGGCCAUCACUACACGGCGCAAUAUCACUACUUUUAGAGCUGAUAAUUGAAGUCAACAAAGACCUCAGGAUGUCAGAAACAAGCAAAAGGUUAAACGAGGCGUUGUGCACAUACAUCACAGAAACAUUAGGCCACAUUGAGACAGUAGGAACUUUCUGCAAGACAUUCCCUAAAUGGAUGGAAGCAAGGAAGACUGAGUUGGAAAAGCUCAACAAGAUGUUGAGUCCAGAGAGCAAACAUGCAGAGUUGGAGAAGGAGCUGGACGAAGUGUUAAAAAACACUUUGGAUGGUCUGGAGAAGCUUGACCUCUUCUUGGAUGCAGUGGAGAAGCUUGCAGUGACCUCACUGAAUGUGUUCACUCAAAACCAGGUGGUACAGCUGUCCAAACACAGUGAACAUGUUCAAAUUGUCAUCAUACAUGCAAAACUGAUCUGCCCUCUGCUACUGGAGUUUAAAAGAGAUGCAAAAGUCUUCUUCCUUCCCAAACUUCAGAAUUUGGAGGUGCUGAAAUAUCAGUUUGACACAUACGUACAAGUCUCCAAGAUGAUUUGUGACAGAUUUGAAAAAAGCAUCAGUGCCUUUCCCUUGAUGAUGAAUGAAGUUCAAGUAGACAUCAACAUGGAUUUGCCUGAAAGUGACAUACAAGACAUGCUUUGUCGUAUUAACCAGCUCAAUGAAAUCCGGAUGGACACAAACUUCCGGAUGGUGUUUUUAUUCCAGGAAAAGUCCUGUUCUGACUUCAUCAAAGUGGUCCAAAACCGACAGCCGAGGAUGCUGAAGUUUCUAGAAGACCUGGAGCAGUGUGCUGUACAGUUAGAUAGAAUGAAUAAGGGAGCAAAAAUCUCUAGCAUAACAGGCAGCUCAGUGGGAGCGGUUGGAGGUGUGCUGUCCAUUGUUGGUUUGGCGUUAAGUCCUGUAACAGCAGGCGCAUCUCUGGGUCUGUUACUAGGUGGGACAGCAAUGGGAAUCUUGAGUGGAACCAACAGUGCUGUGACCACAUUCACAGAGAUUGGAGUUAAUCACAAGCAGAGAAACAAAGCCAAUGAUGUACUCCAGAAGUUCAUGGAAGAUGUGCAAAGUAUUCACGAUUGUCUGGGAGAGGUAAUCAAUCAGCCAACUGCUGACAAAGAAGUGAGUUUUUAUAAAGAUAUGUGCAUUGGCUUUAAACAAGUUGGGUCAGUUGGACUGAGCAUUCGAUCACUGGUUAAAGAUGCUUCAGAUGUUAAAUUGAUAAAAUCUAAAAACCUGAUUGCAGGUUCUGGCAAGAUGGUGGCUCAGGAAAGUAAAGCAUUAAGUAAUGCAUCUAAGAUGGCUUCAGAAAUCCCAGAAGUGGGUCAGGCAGCAUUCAAAGGGUCACUUGCUCUCUCUAAGACAGCCAGAGCUGGUGCCAUUGCACUAAAUGCUUUAUUUCUUGGCAUGGACAUCUACUCCAUUUGUCAAGACAGCAUCAGUCUGGCUAAAGCCAACAAAACUGAAAUCUCACAAUUCAUCAGAGCCAGAGCUUCACUUUUGAAAUCAGAGAUGAACUCAUGGGAAAACAUCUGUAACUCUCUGAAUGAAGGUCUGAAGACAGAAGACAAAAAGAAAGCUUUCCUAGAGAUGCCAUUUUAUACAGCGAUGAAGAGACAAGUACAGAAAAAACAGUCUGUGUCUUUUGAGAACAAACAAAGGGACAGAGAACUGAAAUUCCAAAAAGAAUUUUAUUUAAUUAUGGUGGUUCUAGGAGGCUUAUUAGGGUUUGCUGCAUGGGUCUGUGGCGCAUUUAGCAAUUAGACAUGAGAGUACUUAAGGUGAGGCCAAAGAGUAUAAAAGUUUUUUUCACUGGCAUGAUGUCUUCAUCUGUAAAGACAGCAUCAGUCUAGCUAAAGGCAACAAAAGUUUUAUCAGAGCGAGAGCUGCACUUUGGAGCUCAGAAAUAGGAUCAUGGCAGAAGAUCUGUGACUCUCUGCAUUAAGGUCUGGAGACAUCAGAGAAAAAGAAAUCUGUCCUAGAAGCACCAUUUUUUCAGAGAUGAAGAAAUAAAAACCAGAAGACGGUCUAUGUGUAAGAAAAUGAGUCACAAAAGAGGACUUUAUUUAUUUAUUGCAGUUCUAGGAGGGUUACUGGGGUUUGUUAUAUGGCUGUGUGGUACAUUCACCGUUAGAGAACUUAAGUUGAAAGAACAGAGUAGGCCACUGGGACAGUUUGGCAGUAUCUUUUGCGUGUCUUUAGACUUGGACUAGUGUCCAAAACACUAGAUCAGCAAAAACGUCAGAAUAUACACUCUUUUCCUCAUUAAUGAUGCCUAAUGAUGAAAAACUAGGGAUUCUACACUUGCCAUUUUAUCCUUUUAUAAAGAGUUAGAUUUUUAGAGAAAAACAAAUUAAAUUUUCAUCUGAUCAAAGUGAAACAUAAAUUUGAGUUAUAGAGUAAUCGAUCAGCAAACAGACAGGACUGCAUUAGAUGGGAAAACUGAACCACAGUGUGCUCCACUGUUUUCUAAAUGUAAUCUAUAGUGCAAACGUCAUGCAGUAAUACAUUUUAUUAAUAAUAUUACAGAGAUAUAAAUGAUAUAAAUGUGACAAUGAGAAGAUGAAUCAUAUCAGAAAUUUUUCCCUUUUUCUUUUGUGAAUUCUGUGAUUAAGUUUAAAAACUGGAACCUGCUUUUCAAAGCUUUGGUCUUAACUGAUUACAGGCUGUUUACUAGCUGUGAUUUUUGGUCAUUAGUUUGUUUCUUUUUUUGAAAUUGUAUUUGCAAUGUGUUUUAUGCUUUACUAUUUUCAUUAUAUAGCAAGUAACAUUAAGUAAAAUUCAAAUUAUCUGUAUGCUGAUUCUAAAUUUAAUAAAGAUAAAUCUUAGAAAUUUUGGAAAAUUAGUUUUUUCAUUAAAUUAACGGAAUUAAGACUGGACGUCGGUCUUCAGUACUGUUUGGAGGGCUGCGUGUGCCCCAAGACUCCUGGGUGCUCUUCUGCCUCUGGCACCUGAGGGGCAUUAUUGAGUACAAACACAAACACUAAUGCACAUGUUUACCAUAUUUUUUUCUUUUUUUUUUCAGGUAUUGCUUGUUUUUUUGUAAUAAUCGUGAGCGAGAUUAAAGAGAUCAGCAAUAAGGUCUCCAUCCUCUCCAGUUGCUUCAAAUGCUUACAUGCAUCAAUAUCAUCUUCAGAAAUUAUUUUAAUUAAAAUUCCACCUGGUCUCAUCUCUGUGUUUCUGUAACAUAAAUAACGAGUCUACAUUUUCCUCACGACACCAGCAAUCAGCUCGACGGAACCUCGGUUUACCUGCAUUCAUCCUGCUCACCUGUUUAACACCUGCUGCUGAUUCAGGAAACACGCCCACGUUACCUGGUGAUAUUAAUGUGGGCUGCUGCUGCUCAAUAUAACGUUACACCAUUGCAAUAUUUUGCACAAAAUAUGCAAAUGUAGUUUGUUUCCUGAGCACAGAGCUGUUGGAGCUUGUGUUUCCCUUCAGAGUGACCAAUCUGGGUUAAAAAGGAUAAACAGGCAUUAAAAGAAGGAGCGAUGGACACUGAGAAAACUACAAAGCACUUUAUAAACGAACCCACUUUAUCAGCAGGUGAUAUCUGGUCACCGACAAACAGCUUUCAAAACCUCUGCUGAGUUUUAGUUCUCAGUGGAUGGUUAAACCCUGGGCGUAAUUAACUAAUUUAACUGUAAAAGGCUUUUUAGAAACCAUGAAACACAUACCAACUUCUUGAUGUUAGAGAACUAAAAAUGCUCAUGAAUAAGACUAUAAAGGCAAGGAGGUGUCCUUUAUAAAACCUGUUAAUAGCACCUCUAGAUUUAUGUCAUAGUUUAUAAUACAACACUUGUAUUUCAGUAAUAGUCUAUUUAUUUGAAUAUAGUGGUGUAAAGUUCUUACCGCUUUUUCCAUGGAAACUCCACACGAGUCCAGAUUUCCGAGGACACAGCUCACAUGGGAGUUAUCUAUGGUACUCCAACACGUUCUCACUCCCAACUCGUCAAAUGUGCGACGCAUGGUCAGGGUCCCUCUGCUUCACUUAUGGACGCGCCGGGUACCCCCCUCGCGUCAAGAAUUAACGUGCAGGGUACUCCUAUUGAAUACUGUUUUGCUCACCAAAACGUUGUUUAUUGACGACAAGAGAUUGCCACGGAAGAGCCUGUUGUCGUUAUAUUUAUAUAUUUUCAAAAUCACAUUGUGACCUAUACUGAACAGAUUAAAUUAUAUACUGUAAACAACUACCUGAGAGAAAAUUAUAGCAGAUAAAAUUUAUUACAGGCUAUUACUUUUGUAUCGGUUAUUGCGUUGAUUGUUGUGAGUGAUGUAUGCUGGGUAAUGUCACUGCUAGCACUUGACUUUAUUGUACCAGUUUUAUAAACUGUUCCUUUUCAUAGUUGGAAAUCCUUGUACAUUUUUAACCUGUGGUUCUUUCUGCUACAGCUUUAACAUAUCUUCUCCAACUUCUCUCAAUACAUGCAGUCAUUUGACCGUCUGCUUUGGAUAAUCACGCUCUUACGUAUUAAAAAAAUAAAAAAUCAAUAAAAAGAACAACUGUAAUAUUAGGCAAAACAUUUUCGGUGCUUUUAAAGAAUACACGGCGACUCCCAUUUUUUUGAUAAAGUGUUUUUUCAUAUUAGAUCAGCGGCAGUGACGUCAUCAUACUCGAUCAUAUCACAGGUAACUAAGAAUCUGAAUCUGUAGAUUUUUUUUUCUUUUAUUUUUGUAAUUUAAAACAAAAAAUACAGAAAGAGUGAGCUCACAAUGUUGCUUUUAGCAGUUCUAUGGGUGAAGAUUACUAAUUUCGUGCAACAGCAAAUCACUUAACAUUUAAGUGCAUAUAUCUUGCCACACCACAUGUGCCGUAAGCUAGCUAAAUUAGUUUCUGUUAGCCAAUUCAAGAGAACAUGUUGUUAUGAGAUAACAACUGAAGUGGGCGUGGUUUCUCUGUAACGUUUAUUAGGAGUGAAAGCAAAACCAACCAAACUUAUCUGUAUGUGACGACAACAACCUGCAUCUGAACACAGCCAAGACCAAGGAGAUGGUAAUUG